UGAAAAAUGUGUUCCAUACUGCAACUACCAACGUUUCUGAAAUCCGACGAUGGCUUCACUCACUGUCCUAAUCCACUCUCCUCCCACCUUGCUCCACACUGCAACUACCAAGUCCCCAUAUGAUCGAACCCUCUCAAUCCUUCAGUAUGCUCCAUCGAAUUCUCAAUUCUGUGGCCUAAAAUUAUCUCACUCUUCCUCUUCAUCACUGCGUUCUGCUAAUUAUUGCUAUUCGGUUAAAGGUUCCAUUUUCGCCAAGGUGAAUAAAGGUUCAAAGGCACCAUCAUUCACGCUGAAAGAUCAAGAUGGGAAUAGUGUAAGCCUUGACAAAUUCAAAGGAAAGCCGGUGGUUGUUUAUUUCUAUCCUGCUGAUGAGUCCCCUUCAUGCACCAAAGAGGCUUGUGCUUUUCGGGAUUCAUAUGAGAAGUUCAAGAAAGCAGGGGCCGAGGUUGUUGGGAUCAGUAGUGAUGACCCUUCUUCUCACAAGGCGUUUGCUAAGAAAUACAGGCUUCCAUUUACUUUGUUGAGUGAUGAAGGCAACAAGGUGAGGAAAGACUGGGGAAUCCCCAAUGAUUUGUUUGGAACAUUGCCCGGUAGACAGACUUAUGUUAUUGACAAAAAUGGUGUGGUUCAGCUCAUUUACAACAACCAGUUCCAACCAGAAAAGCAUAUUGAUGAGACUUUGAAACUACUUCAAACUCUUUGAGGUUUCAGGUUUUUCAUUAUCCCAUUCCCCAUGAAGUGUGUAAAAUAUUGGUAACUGCUGUUUAUUGUACAACUAUGAUAGUUGCAGCUGAUUCUAAAGCCUUAUAGAGAUACAACGUUUCCGGAUCAAAAUCAUGCAUUUCAAUGCAGCAGCACAUAGACUGAUAUCUCUGUAUUUUCUUCAAUAUUGUUGUAAUUUUAGCUUAAGUUGACUCAGUUGUACCUAUUAAUUUGCAUUUUUAAUAAUUUUAAAAUUAAAAUGUAUGAAUAUGAUAUGUUAGUUGAAAGGAAAUAACCUUGGGCA
Messenger RNA from Arachis stenosperma, 1006 nucleotides. Its product is annotated as peroxiredoxin Q, chloroplastic-like. The record is from RefSeq and is a predicted model, not a curated record. The transcript is spliced from 4 exons. Gene Ontology annotation, cellular component: chloroplast thylakoid membrane; cytoplasm. Lineage: Eukaryota; Viridiplantae; Streptophyta; Magnoliopsida; Fabales; Fabaceae. Bases 50 to 703 code for a protein of 217 amino acids. Gene Ontology annotation, molecular function: thioredoxin peroxidase activity. Gene Ontology annotation, biological process: cell redox homeostasis; cellular response to oxidative stress.